CAACACACACACACACACACACACACACACACACACGCACACGCACACACGCACUAAUCGUUUUAGCUAUUACCUAGCCUAGCAAAGCUAAUCUAUCCCUCCACGAGCUGACCACGUAUCCUGGUCAGUUAAACGGCUGAAGGAAGUCUGUCACCGCGCUUUCAUGUCUUGUUUGUUCCUGGCGCUGUCACCCUAGGGCAGCUGCACGGUCCCCCGCCACACAGCCAGGUAAACACCGGCCAGCCCCAUGAAGACACCGCGGCUGUCCCCUCACACAUGGAGGCCAGUUGAAUAACACAGGAGACGCGUGGAGUCCGAGGCACCAUGGAUCUCUCAGCACCUGCUUCGGUGGUAGCCCUCCUCCACUGACCUCACCUCCUCCUCCCCAUCUCUUCCUCCACCUUUCCCUCUCUCAUCUACCUCUCUUUCUCCACGCCCCAUCCCUCACUACCCUCGUGUCUGUGACCCAGGGUGACCACUCUGCACCUCCUACAUCAUGGCAGGGGAGAAAGGGCCGACUAAGCGGAGCGCCAUGGACAUCAAGCGCCUGGCGAGCCUCAUCCAGAGAGGAACGGGCCGCUUGCUGGUGAUUGACAGCAGGACGUUUUCUGAGUACAAUGCGUCGCAUGUGCAAGGUGCGGUCAAUGUCUGCUGCUCCAAGCUGGUGAAGAGGCGACUGCAGCAGGACAAGGUGUCUGUCACUGAGUUGCUGCAACCCAACGGCAAGGUGAAGGUGGAGCUGGGCAGGAAGCAGGAAGUGGUGGUUUACGAUCAGAGUUCCAAAGAAGCAGGGCACCUGUCCAAAGAUGGCUUCGUGCACAUCCUGAUGGGGAAGUUGGAAGGCACCUUCCACAAAGUCUCCCUGCUCACUGGAGGUUUUGCUGCUUUUACCUCCUGUUUCCCCGGCCUGUGUGAAGGGAAGCCUGCCACUUCUCUACCUAUGAGCUUGUCCCAGCCCUGCUUGCCUGUGGCUAAUGUAGGGCCCACUCGCAUCCUGCCACACCUCUACCUGGGCUCACAGAAGGACGUCCUCAACAAGGAUCUGAUGGCUCAGAAUGGUAUCACCUAUGUGCUGAAUGCCAGCAACACCUGUCCCAAGCCAGACUUUAUCAGCGAGAGCCACUUUAUGCGCAUCCCAGUCAAUGACAACUACUGCGAGAAAUUACUUCCCUGGCUGGACAAAACUAAUGAAUUCAUAGACAAAGCUAAGGUGUCAAACUGCAGAGUCAUUGUGCACUGCCUGGCUGGAAUCUCACGUUCAGCAACCAUCGCCAUUGCAUACAUCAUGAAGACAAUGGGCUUGUCAUCAGAUGAUGCCUACAGGUUUGUAAAGGACCGAAGGCCGUCCAUAUCCCCCAACUUCAACUUCCUGGGUCAGCUUCUGGAGUUUGAGAAGGGCCUGCGAUUACUGCAAGCUUUAACUUCAACCACUGAUGACAAGAUCUCUGACAACAACACUAAGCAAAGCUCAGAGGUUAAUGGAGGUUUCGAGAUGAAUGGUCACCACAGCAACUAUGACUCAUCGGUGGCAGACCAACACAUCCCACCAGAACCCAAGGUGCCAUCACCCACCUCCCUUCAGCAAGGCUUCAACGGCCUACACCUCUCCGCAGAGAGAAUCAUGGACACUAACCGGCUUAAACGCUCCUUCUCCCUGGACAUUAAGUCGGUCUACUCUCCCAACAGUACCCCCUGCCCCAGCCUGGCACCCACACACUCUGAAGACGUCCCCAAGCUGUGCAAGCUUGACAGCCCAGGAACAGGCACCUCCAAUGGUGUCUGCUCCCAGUCUCCCGUCCUAGACAGCCCCAGCUCUACUGAUUCACCGUUUCCCUCACCAGGCAGCGGGGGCAGCAUUGGAGGUUUGGGUCCAGUCCAUCGGUCUGGUUCUUCCUCAUCCAGACCCAGGAGAAAACCCAAGCAUUGCUCCGGCAGUUCCCCAAUCCACUCCCAACCACACCAUCCUCCACAGUCCCUCAGCUUGUCGUUGGACCACAAGAGCCCCAGCGUGGACGAGAACCUAAAGGGCUCCCUGCUCCUGUCGCUACCCUCCCUUCCCACCUUGGGGUCUGGGGCCAUGUGGACCAAACACAGAGACACUGUCCAGGCCACCACUCCCGUCACACCCGUCACCCCCACCACAGAUGCUCCCUGGCACUUUGGGGCAGUGGAGGGCGGUGAGAGAGAGAUGGAGCUGGGAGGAGGAGGGGAUGGAGGAGGAGAGGAGUCGUCGGUAAGGUUUGGGAGCAGCUCGGCGUAUAUGGCGUUUGGGUGCAGCGAAGGUGUGCGGUUACGAGACAAAUCCCAGAGGGAGAAGCCCUCAUCACCACAGACCCAGAGAGACCACCGGGACUCUACGUCGUCGACCACAGUGAACCUGUCCAACAGUGCAAACAACAGCGGGCCUGCAUCAGAGAAGCAGUUCAAGCGGCGCAGCUGUCAGAUGGAGUUCGAGGAGGGCAUCUCCGAGACGCGAUCCCGAGAAGAACUGGGGAAGAUCGGGAAGCAGUCCAGCUUCUCUGGGAGCAUGGAGAUCAUCGAGGUAUCCUGACAGAUAAUGAACAUGAUCAGGGCUGUCCCUUGGGGGCACAAAUGGACCUGGUUAGAGGGAGUGCAAAAGGAGGACAUAUGACGGGGAGCAGAAGAGGCUUAUUUUGUGCUCCCCUCACAGACAGUGUUAAAGACUCCAACUGAGAGAAGGACAAACAGAUUACACAAGCAGAGAGUUAAUGUGAAAAGGUUAGCAAGCAAACUAGCAUUCGCACCUGAGACAGAGCUUGUGAUGUGGUCCAUCCUGAACUCUCAUACAAAUCUGAAUAAAAGUCUGGGGGAGGGUGGGGUUAAGGGGGUGACUAUAGGUACUGAAAUUCUUAAUUUUUUCUGAGCUCCGUGAGAGAUAAAAAGAAACGACCCAGGACAAGGGUCAUGUUGUAUCCUUACUAUAUAGAAUAUCCCCUAUUUUGACAGAGUUUGGACACAAAUUGCUUGCCUUGGGUCAAAUGUAGUGUACUUCAGUGGGUGUAUAGCUUGUGAUUUGAACCGAAUCCCAUGUUUCCUCCCAAAGCUUCACCCGAGUGUCCGAAAGCCUCAGAACCUUGCACGGCUACGUCCAUCCCCUCUUCCCAGUGGCUCUGCCUGCUACAGACUCUGCAUAUCAACAUCAAAAACAAUUAAAAAAAAAACUCCUUAACAGCACCGUCUCAUCCCAUCACACAGCACAAGGGAGAGAGAUCCCAAGGACUUAAUCUAACGGCGGUACUGUAUCCAAACAAUGAAGGAUCCCCAGCAUUUUGUUGCUGAAAAGACUUUUAAAGACUCGUAACGCCAGGCAGUGUUUCCCCCCCCCCCCC
Molecule: messenger RNA, 3350 nt
Organism: Sander lucioperca (pikeperch)
Lineage: Eukaryota; Metazoa; Chordata; Actinopteri; Perciformes; Percidae
Gene: dusp8a
Product: dual specificity phosphatase 8a
Exons: 7
Coding region: 497-2551 (684 amino acids)
Biological process (GO): protein dephosphorylation; negative regulation of MAPK cascade
Cellular component (GO): cytoplasm
Molecular function (GO): protein tyrosine/threonine phosphatase activity; MAP kinase tyrosine/serine/threonine phosphatase activity
Source: RefSeq, a predicted model, not a curated record